Messenger RNA from Orussus abietinus, 523 nucleotides. RefSeq lists its product as uncharacterized. The coding region runs from base 32 to 466 and encodes 144 amino acids. Lineage: Eukaryota; Metazoa; Arthropoda; Insecta; Hymenoptera; Orussidae. The transcript has 2 exons. The record is from RefSeq and is a predicted model, not a curated record.
GCGUUCUGAAUUGCAGAAUGAGAUAAAAAUUAUGCCGAGAAACGUCCCACGAUGGAUCCAGCUACACUGCCGGUUUAUUUGCUGCCCUGAGCCUUGUAGGCACUCUACAAUGUUCCUCGGGAAGGGGAACGGACUCCAGGAGUGUAACAAUCUAAAUCGCCUUAUAAAAUUAUUUCCUUUAGGUGGUGCAUUUCGUAUGCAGGGUCUACGUGAGGAGCAGCACGACCCUGAGGUCCACGAUUGCGCAACCGUCGAAGACGACGUGGGGGUCACUCGGUGCGGACCCAUUACCCAUGGAAUCCGACGAUUCUCGAAUCAUCGUUACCAUCGUGCAAGUGACGAAUCAUCGGAUGAGAAUGGAGUGCAGCGUAAAAAACAUAUACGCCAAGUCACUUCAGGAUAUCAUGACAAACCGGUGGACGCGUCGUCCAAAGUCCAACUUCCAAUCCUUCCGAUAUGUCCCUGAAUCAGCUGAUAAGCGCCUAUAACCGAUAAGGAAUGAUGUAACGAAUUUAUUCCAAAG